UAUUAUUUUUCUUGAUACAGUUCAGGGAAGACCCCUCCUUCGCAAGUCAAUAAUGUCUGACUAUUCCCUGCUUGAUCAGGCUGAUGAAGAUGGCCUCCAUAAAUCGCGUCUUCUCAACGUCGAAGAGAAGCCAUACAAACGAAUAACCAAACGUCUCCUAACACCCAAUUCUCUAAUUUACAAUCCGCCAAAAUUUCCACUCACUCCGCCACCAGACGCCUCAGCAGCCGAUGAGGCUGCGGCGUCGCAGGAACGGGAAAAACAGAAUCAACUUGAAGAGCGCCGUCAAUGGCGAGAAGAUGUCCUAUUAGACUUUACCGCAUUCGAAAGCAGCAUAAUUCGGACCCAAUUUCUUCUUACGAGUAAUGCGCAAGAGCGCGAGCGCUAUGCAAAGGAGAAGCUGAAGAUUCUGGCCACUGCGCAAGCCGUGAAAGAGAAUACGGCCGAGCUACGCCAACAGCUGGAAGAAGCGCAGAAAACGCUUGCGCUGCGGAAAACCUACGACGAUCUCACUGAGAAAAUAACGAGUAACCGCAUGCUACGGCCCAGAGAAGAUCAGCAUGCGAACAUUGCGAAACUUAAUGCCGAGAUUGCUGAGCUGGAGCGAGAGUCUCGCGAGUAUGCGCAGACGUGGGCGGAGCGAAGAGAGCAAUUUGGUCGUAUCAUUGAGGAGGGUAUGCAGCUGAGACGCAUGAUUAGGGACGAGAAAGAAGAAGCAGAGAGAAGAGAAGGCAUGGAAGACCAAGAAGAAGGAGAGGAAGGGGAGGUGGGCGCCCAAAAAGGUGAAGGAAGCAGUGCGGUGGGCACGCCCAAGCCCGACGCCGAAGGGCUUACUCCGCUGCCGCAAGAUGGAGAAGGCUUGACGCCCGCUGCAUUGAUUAUGGAUAAACAUAGCCCACCUGGUCAGGCGCCGCUGAGGGGAAGUAGUCGUGCCCCUUCAACUGAUCGGGAUCGGGACGCUCAGAUGCAAGAGUCUCAGGAGACAGAGGAUGUCAGUAUGGCGGAUCAGGGGCAGACUACGGGAGGAACAGCGACGCCGCAGAUCCAAAUCACAGAAAAUGGAGCACCUGCUACGCCUGCUCCUUCUGGGACACUUCCAAACGGAGCGCCGGACAAGCAAACCAAUGUCCAGGGAAAUUCGGGGGAUAGGAUGGAUAUGACGUGAUGAGAAGGGGGAAAGCAGAGAGGAAAGGAGAAUCUGAAGAUAAAGAUUCAUCGGCGUAUCAAAGAUUGGUGGCGUAAGGCGUAUAUCAUAGCGACGCGAGGGAUUGGAAAACAUAUAUCUGCUCUGUAAUAUCAUUUCAUUUGCUUUCUUUCUUUUAUUUUGGUUUGAAAUCAUAAAUUAGAGCCGACAUCAUUUAAGCAACUUCCCGGAUGCUCACGCGAGCUUCUGCAAUGGCUUCCUUUGCUUUGUUGAUAUCCUCGACGGGGCUCGACUCGCCAGAUUCU
Molecule: messenger RNA, 1449 nt
Organism: Xylona heveae TC161
Lineage: Eukaryota; Fungi; Ascomycota; Xylonomycetes; Xylonales; Xylonaceae
Exons: 2
Coding region: 53-1165 (370 amino acids)
Biological process (GO): mRNA processing; mRNA export from nucleus
Cellular component (GO): THO complex part of transcription export complex
Source: RefSeq, a predicted model, not a curated record